ACUAUAUUGGUCAGGUGUGGUGAAGAAGCGCAGAGUUUCUGGAGAUGAAAGCGGACCUGUUGCGCGCGCGCUGCUCCUCUUCUGUGUGGAAUUAAACUCUUUCAGAUUUCUACACCAAACUGCACGCAUAGACUUAGAAAGCCGUAACGAUGCCUUGCAUUGAGACCCAGUAUGGAAACCUGCCUUAUGAAAGCAACUACUUCAGCCCAGAUUUUCUAAACUCAGGUCUCUCCACCAAGCAGAGUAUGGAGCUCAGCAUCCAGAGGGAGCAGCUUUCUCCUCCAUCACUGCCCAGCAUCAACACUCUAGUGGGUCAUCCUGGUGAAAUGGACACCUUCUCUUGCCAGUUCACCGCAUCAGUCUCACCCGCCAUGAACGUGAAUGCACCCGGCGACAUCUCCAACACGUUGGUUGACGGUUCAAGCCCACGUGGUGUUCAGUCUCCUUUCACGCUGGACGACAUCCAGGUGUACGGCUGCUACCCGGGAACCUUCGCCUUCAGUUGUCUGGAUGAAAGCUUGUCCUCAUGUGGAUCUGACUAUUACGGAAGCCCGCUUUCUGCCACUUCCUCACCUUCCACUCCAGGCUUCCAAAACCAUCCUGGUUCAAACUGGGAAAGUGCCUUCAGUCCAUUUCCUUCCAUGUCCUGGCCAUCCGAGGUCUCAGCUCUACAUCAGCAGCCUUCCUUCUUCACGUUUAACUCUCCAGUCGAGCAGCAAUCCCCGAUGCGGGAUCUCCAGCUGCAGCUCGGUGACGAGGAUGCAUUUGGUCAACUUCACCAACCAUCUCCAUUACAGUUCCCAUCCCUGGAGCUUGACCACGGAUGCUUGGACAGUCCGGUACUAAAGGUCGAAAGGGUCGAGGCUCAUCCUUCCACAAAACCACGAAGUCCCAAUGAAGGACACUGUGCAGUAUGUGGGGACAAUGCUUCCUGUCAGCACUACGGGGUUCGCACCUGUGAAGGGUGCAAAGGGUUCUUCAAGCGCACUGUUCAGAAGAAUGCAAAAUAUGUCUGCCUUGCUAAUAAGGACUGUCCAGUCGACAAGCGACGGAGGAACCGCUGCCAGUUUUGCCGAUUUCAGAAAUGUCUUGCAGUAGGAAUGGUCAAAGAAGUGGUGAGAACAGACAGUCUUAAAGGUCGAAGAGGGCGUCUUCCAUCAAAGCCCAAGAACCUUCCGGACAACGUGACUCCUGUGAAUAUCACCGCCUCACUUGUAAGGGCUCACAUCGAUUCCAGUCCUGCUCUGGCAAAAAUGGAUUACUCCAGGUACCAGGAAGAUGUGAAGAACCUGUCUGAAAAGGUGGACGCCAAUGACAUCAAGCAGUUUUAUGAUCUCCUCACUGAGACCAUGGAGGUCAUCCGGAAAUGGGCUGAGGCUAUUCCUGGUUUCCGCACCUUCUGUCGUGAAGACCAGGAGCUCCUGCUGGAGGCUGCCUUCGUCGAGCUCUUCAUACUGAGACUAGCAUACAGAUCAAAUCCUGAGGAACACAAACUGAUAUUCUGUAAUGGUGUAGUGCUGCACCGCUCACAGUGUGUUCGAGGGUUUGGAGACUGGAUUGAUUCAAUCAUGGACUUCUCCCAGAGUCUCCAUCGUCUGAGCUUGGACAUAACAUCGUUCUCUUGCUUAGCAGCACUCGUCAUCAUCACAGAUCGUCAUGGUCUAAAGGAACCCAAACGCGUUGAAGAACUUCAAAACCGUUUGAUCUCCUGCCUGAGAACCCACAUCAGCAGCAGCAGCAGCAGCUUGGACCCGAGUAGAUCUCAGCCGCGUCUGUGUCGGUUGCUGAGCAAACUGCCAGAGCUGAGGACUUUGUGCACACAGGGUCUGCAGAGGAUCUUCUACCUGAAGCUGGAGGACCUGGUUCCUCCUCCACCCAUCGUGGAGAAAAUCUUCAUGGACACACUUCCGUUCUGAGUGAAUGAAACACUCGUGGGGACAAAACAGAAACAGAAAAUCCACAGCUAGAGACUUUUCAGUGAACUUUUACAGAAUGACAUUAUUCUGAUUAAAAGGGACUUUUCUAACAGUGUUCUACUGAGAACCGGGAAGAAAACACUGCGUUCCUGACGUCAUGCAGCAGAACUUUUUCUAUGUUGGAGGAACAUUAGAGGGCAUUUUCUAUACUUUCAUCAGUGUGUGUGUGUGUGUGUUUAUGGUUUGACGUUAAUUGCUAUGCAAAUAUCUUUAUAUUUGGUGAUGAAUUUGAUGUAGGUUUUAGCGUCACCAGGAUUUUAUACAAAGCUUCUUGGUCAACACGUGAUGUUGAUUUUGUAUUCAUUAUUAUGAAUUAUUUUCCCAGAAAGCAAAAAUUAAAAGCCUUUGUUUUCCAAUGUU
Messenger RNA from Hemibagrus wyckioides, 2336 nucleotides. RefSeq names its product nuclear receptor subfamily 4 group A member 1-like. Bases 150 to 1916 code for a protein of 588 amino acids. The transcript has 7 exons. NCBI's taxonomy places the organism in Eukaryota, Metazoa, Chordata, Actinopteri, Siluriformes, Bagridae. The record is from RefSeq and is a predicted model, not a curated record. Gene Ontology annotation, molecular function: nuclear receptor activity; nuclear glucocorticoid receptor binding; RNA polymerase II cis-regulatory region sequence-specific DNA binding. Gene Ontology annotation, biological process: cellular response to corticotropin-releasing hormone stimulus; regulation of transcription by RNA polymerase II. Gene Ontology annotation, cellular component: nucleus; transcription regulator complex.